Varanus komodoensis (Komodo dragon) is the source of this 926-nucleotide messenger RNA. It is a transcript of the gene ZDHHC11, whose product is annotated as zinc finger DHHC-type containing 11. Gene Ontology annotation, cellular component: Golgi apparatus; endoplasmic reticulum. The transcript has 5 exons. Bases 219 to 875 code for a protein of 218 amino acids. Gene Ontology annotation, biological process: protein targeting to membrane; peptidyl-L-cysteine S-palmitoylation. The record is from RefSeq and is a predicted model, not a curated record. Gene Ontology annotation, molecular function: protein-cysteine S-palmitoyltransferase activity. Lineage: Eukaryota; Metazoa; Chordata; Lepidosauria; Squamata; Varanidae.
AAACUAAUCAAUCUUCGCUAAAAGUUGGUAAAAGCUAUGUUGACAGAGAUAAACUUGUGUCUCUGGUACUGAUUCUUAGAUGAAAAAAUGUCCUGCGAGAUAGUGGUGUUUGUCAAACUCACAGCGAGAACAAUCCUGCCAGAUUACUUGACCUCAAACAUCUUUCUCUCUGCUCCAUAAACUGGGGUGGGGUGAAGGAGUGGGCUGAACAGAAGAAUAUGUUGAGCACUGCAAAGAUGAUCUGCUAUGACAAGAAGCUGAGACAGACAAGGCCUGAACAGCUGAAUGACCUCAUUGUGGUCCCACUGCACUCCAGAGUAAAUGGCUGGUCUUCACCACUCCACUCUUUCCAGCUAAUCACCCUGCUGUUCUAUUCAUACCUAGCAAUAGUGGGCUUUGGUAUCUACAUACCUCUUCUCCCAUAUGAAUGGAAAUAUGUUGCCUAUGCUGUGAUCGGUAUAAUUUUUAUGCAUCACUUAAUCACACAUCUUGUUGCAAUCACUAUUGAUCCAGCAGAUCAAAACAUAUUGAUUAAGAAGAAUUAUAAGAAACCUAUGCCAAUUUUUGACCGAAGCAAAUGCAAACAUGUUAUUCAGAACCAACACUGCUAUCUUUGUGAAGCUGAUGUAGGGCCAAAGACAAAACACUGUAGCACUUGCAAUAAGUGUAUUGCAGACUUCGACCACCACUGUAAUUGGCUUAAUAACUGUGUUGGAAGCAGAAAUUACUGGUUUUUCUUCAAUGCAGUUGCUUCUGCUGUUGCUGGGAUCCUCCUGCUGAUAUUGGUGAUCCUGUAUGUCUUCAUCCAGUAUUUUGUGAAUCCAGCACAACUCCGCACAUCUCCUCAGUUUGAAAGUAUUGUUCCAGUAACUUAAAAUAACAUUUUUAACAACAAUAUGAUCUAGUACUAAUUGUUGAAAUGAAAG